Molecule: messenger RNA, 798 nt
Organism: Lactuca saligna
Lineage: Eukaryota; Viridiplantae; Streptophyta; Magnoliopsida; Asterales; Asteraceae
Source: the annotation of a GenBank genome assembly
AUGGAUAGUAGUCGAGAGCAAAGAUGGUCUCUUAAGGGUAUGACUGCUCUUGUCACCGGUGGCACCAGAGGCAUUGGUUAUUCAAUAGUGGAGGAAUUAGCAGGAUUCGGUGCAUCUAUACAUACGUGUUCUAGAAAUGCAAAAGAGAUCAAUGAAAGGCUGGAAGAAUGGAAAGGCAAAGGGUAUCAUGUUACUGGUUCGGUUUGUGAUUUGUCUUCUAAAGAACAAAGGGAGGAACUCAUGAACACUGUCUCUUCCAUUUUUGAUGCCAAACUCAACAUCCUUAUAAACAAUGCUGGAGUUACCCGAAUUAGAGAUGCAACCGAGCACACAACCGAGGAUUACACAUUUAUAAUGGGGACCAACUUUCAAUCUCCUUUUCAUUUGACUCAACUGGCACACCCACUCCUCAAGUCAUCCGGUGAUGCUAGUGUUGUUUUCAUCUCUUCCGUUUCUGGUGUUACGGCUCUUCCUUCCAUGUCCGUUUAUGCAGCCUCUAAAGGUGCUAUCAAUCAGUUGACCAAGAACUUGGCUUGUGAGUGGGCAAAAGACCAUAUUCGGACCAAUACUGUCGCUCCAUGGGGUGUCAGAACCACCAUUUUGAACUCCGAGAAGGUUGAUGAAAAAAAUAUUGAAGCAUUAGGGGCACUGAUGGCUCGCACUCCACUUCGGUCAUCUAUGGCAGAACCUGAUGAAAUAUCUCCGUUGGUCGCAUUCCUUUGCCUCCCGGCAGCAUCAUAUAUUACUGGACAAGUUAUUGUUGUGGAUGCUGGUUACACAGCUGGUGGGUUCAAAUAG